CCCACCGCCACUCGUCCUCCUCCCCACCACCAGGCUGGAUUCAGCAAGGUAUAUGGGAUUAAAGAAUAUGGAUUUGGGCCUAGCGUUCCUAGGAUAUUUGUUUCUAGAUGGGCUGUUCCUUUGCAUGGCUGCGGAGCACGAGAUCACCUUUGAUCUGAGAGAGAAAGUUGUUACAAGUCUGUGUAACAAAAGCGAGAGCUUGCUCCUUGUAAACGAAUCGUACCCGGGCCCUACACUUCGUGUUCGCAAAGGCGAUACAACUUAUAUUACUGUCAACAAUAAUGGUUUAUAUGGUCUUACCGUUCACUGGCAUGGAGUAAAGCAACCAAAAAAUCCAUGGUCAGAUGGUCCUGAAUACAUUACACAAUGUCCCAUUCAGCCAGGAAAUAGCUUCACUUAUAAGGUCAUAUUUUCUGAUGAAGAAGGAACUUUAUGGUGGCAUGCCCAUAGUGACUGGACACGUGCCACAGUAUAUGGGGCCAUCGUUGUUGAACCUGCUGAGGGAAAAUUAUAUCCAUUUGACAAGCAGCCAGAUGGUGAACACAUAAUUAUACUUGGGGAAUGGUACAAUGGAUUCUUGAGGACAAUGCUCGAAGCUGCCAUGAGAAUCGGAGCUGAUGUAGCACCAUCAGAUGCUUACACUAUCAAUGGUCAACCUGGAUUUUCAAAUGAUUGCUAUAUUGAAAAUAUAACAAUAUUUGAGGUUGCUCGUGGCAAUACAUAUCUUCUCCGAAUAGUAAGUGCAGUGAUGAAUGAAGAAAUGUUCUUUGGAAUUGCUGGACACAAUAUCACAGUAGUGGGUCAAGAUGGUGCAUACUUAAAGCCCAUACCCACCAGCUACAUCAUGAUUUCCCCUGGACAAACAAUGGAUGUCUUGGUCACAGCAAACAAUUCCAUUGAUGGGCACACUUCCUAUUACAUGGUUGCUACGCCUUAUUCAGACUCAGGAGGGGCUCCGUUCAAUGAAAAAAACACUUCAGCAGUUCUCAACUACGGUGGUUUAAUAUAUAAUCCUCUCUAUCCAGAAUUCCUUCCUGAUCCUAAAAAUACAGACGCCGCAGAUGCCUUUACAAAACAAAUAAAGGCAUUGGCAACUGAAGAGCACCCAAUUGAUGUCCCACAAGAAAUUGAUGAAAGAAUAUUCAUUACAAUAUCUGUGAAUCAAUUGCCUUGUAAUCUACCUGAAGGUGAGAAAUGUGGAGGGCCAGGUGGUAACAUGCAUGCUUCAACCUUAAACAACAUAAGUUUCCAGAACCCAUCGGUUGAUAUAUUGCAAGCAUACUAUUGGAACUUAACCGCUUCUACUGCUCCUCCUCUUCCUUUUGACACUGAUUUUCCGGCUUUCCCUCCUGUUCCUUUUAACUACACUGCAGGUGACAAUGCCCAAUAUCAAUUUCCCAGCCUAGGAACGAAGGUAAGGAUGAUAGAGUAUGGUCAAAGAGUGGAAAUCGUGUUCCAAGGGACUAAUAUAGGGAAUCCGGAGAACCAUCCAAUUCAUCUUCAUGGUUAUAGCUUCUACGUGGUUGGAAGGGGUCAUGGAAACUUUGACACCGACCCCAAUUACAAACAUGAUUACAAUUUGGUUGAUCCUCCUAGAGUUAACACCAUUGGAGUUCCUAAAAACGGCUGGGUUGCCAUUAGAUUUAAAGCUGAUAAUCCCGGGGUUUGGUUUAUGCACUGUCAUUUGGAAAAGCACGCCAUCUACGGUAUGGCUGGGGUCCUCAUUGUGAAGGAUGGAGACAACGAUCAGGAAAAAAUGCUGCCACCUCCUAAAGAUGGUAUGCCUAAAUGUUGAUUGUUUUAGAAAUUUUUUCUGUUGGAUCUGUGUGUUUUAGAAAAUGUUUCAGCUCGAUCUCAAAAUGGCACCUUCAACUAUAGUUCGCCUAUUUGUUUAGUGUAUUUUCGUAAAUGUUUCAGUUCGAUCUCUAAGUGGCACCUCCAACUGGUUUGCUUGUAUGUUCAGUUUGUAUUUUAGAAAAUGUUUUGGUUUGAUCUCUAUGGACUCAUAGAAUGGAAAAUAAUUUGAAUUGGGACUUUUGAGAA
Quercus lobata is the source of this 2043-nucleotide messenger RNA. Its product is annotated as putative laccase-9. Gene Ontology annotation, molecular function: hydroquinone:oxygen oxidoreductase activity; copper ion binding. The record is from RefSeq and is a predicted model, not a curated record. Gene Ontology annotation, cellular component: apoplast. Gene Ontology annotation, biological process: lignin catabolic process. Bases 53 to 1795 code for a protein of 580 amino acids. NCBI's taxonomy places the organism in Eukaryota, Viridiplantae, Streptophyta, Magnoliopsida, Fagales, Fagaceae. The transcript has 8 exons.